This is a messenger RNA of Rhinopithecus roxellana (golden snub-nosed monkey), 1776 nucleotides long. It is a transcript of the gene IL2RA, whose product is annotated as interleukin 2 receptor subunit alpha. The record is from RefSeq and is a predicted model, not a curated record. Lineage: Eukaryota; Metazoa; Chordata; Mammalia; Primates; Cercopithecidae. Gene Ontology annotation, biological process: inflammatory response. Bases 288 to 1247 code for a protein of 319 amino acids. The transcript is spliced from 8 exons. Gene Ontology annotation, molecular function: interleukin-2 binding; interleukin-2 receptor activity.
AUCAAAAAAAAAAAAAAAAAAAAAAAAAAAAAACACUUCCUAUAUUUGAGAUGAGAGACGAGAGUGCUAGGCAGUUUCCUGGCUGAACACACCAGCCCAAUACUUAAAGAGAGCAACUCUUGACUCCGAUAGAGACUGGAUGGGCCCACAAGGGUGACAGUCCAGGCGGACCGAUCUUCCCAUCCCACAUCCUCCAGCGCGAUGCCAAAAAGAGGCUGACGGCAACUGGGCCUUCUGCGGAGAAAGACCUCUCUUCACUGUCCCGGCAGGUCCCAAGGGCCAGGAAGAUGGAUCCAUACCUGCUCAUGUGGGGACUGCUCACGGUCAUCACGGUGCCUGGCUGCCAGGCAGUCUUCUUUUGCUUUGCAGAGCUCUGUGACUAUGACCCGCCAAAAAUCACACACGCCACGUUCAAAGCCGUGGCCUACAAGGAAGGAACCAUGUUGAACUGUGAAUGCAAGAGAGGUUUCCGCAGAAUAAAAAGCGGGUCACCCUAUAUGCUCUGUACAGGAAACUCUGGCCACUCAUCCUGGGACAACCAAUGUCAAUGCACAAGCUCUGCUGCUCGGAACGCAACAAAACAAGUGACACCUCAACCUGAAGAACAGAAAGAAAGAAAAACCACAGAAAUGCAAAGUCAAAUGCAGCUGGCGGACCAAGCAAGCCUUCCAGGUCACUGCAGGGAACCUCCACUAUGGGAAAAUGAAGCCACAGAAAGAAUUUAUCAUUUCGUGGUGGGGCAGACGGUUUACUACCAGUGCGUCCAGGGAUACAGGGCUCUACACAGAGGUCCUGCUGAGAGCGUCUGCAAAAUGACCCACGGGAAGACAAGGUGGACCCAGCCCCAGCUCAUAUGCACAAGUGAAACGGAGCCCAGUCAGUUUCCAGGUGAAGAGGAGCCUCAGGCAAGCCCCGACGGCCUUGCUGAGAGUGAGACUUCCCGCCUCAUCACAACAACAGAUUUUCGAAUACAGACAGAAGUGGCUGCAACCAUGGAAACGUUCAUAUUUACAACAGAGUACCAGGUAGCAGUGGCCGGCUGUGUUUUCCUGCUGAUCAGCGUCCUCCUCCUGAGUGGGCUCACCUGGCAGCGGAGACAAAACCUUUGGAAUAGCUGUGGCCUAGAGAGAUGCAACAGCUUGAAGAAGAUGGCACGGCAGAGGCCAGCACUGCAACUUGAAUCUAGAGCCCAUGGAUUUCCCACCCAGCCCCUACCUAUAGAGGACCCAGGGCAGCAUCUGUGCUGAGCUUUGCCUAUCCUGUGCUCCCCACCCUCACUUCUGCAGAGGCUCACACCAGCAUCCCCUUGACCAGGAAUGUAACCCAUGUGUGAUCUUUUUGCAUUAACUCAGAUUUCCAACCCUGGAUGCCUCUUAGAACAUUCAGGAGAGAGUCUUCUAAAAUACCAGUGAGUGGCAAGGUCUGAGUAAAUGCCACAGGAAAAGGAAGGCGGUCCAAAGGGCUGUGCGUCUCCUGUGGCUCAGUGUGAUUCAUAGCUGUGACAUCUUUUAAGAGAGGUUUACAAGAGGGAAAUCAUGUCACCAAAACCAUUGUGACCCACUUUGAAUUUGGCGGGAAUCUUCAUUUACAACAAUAGAAGAACAAAUUUGUUGCAAUAAGAAAUAUUUUUGUAGCUUAUGUAGGUUGUUCAGCCAAAACAGCGUAUUAAUUUAAAAAGUUAAAAGAUAGGCCAGGUGCAGUGGCUCAUGCCUGUAAUCCCAGCACUUUGGGAGGCCAAGGCAGGUGGCUAUCUGAGGUCAGGAGUUCGGGACCAGC